Messenger RNA from Parasteatoda tepidariorum (common house spider), 4510 nucleotides. It is a transcript of the gene Wdr24, whose product is annotated as WD repeat domain 24. Gene Ontology annotation, biological process: positive regulation of TORC1 signaling; cellular response to amino acid starvation; positive regulation of macroautophagy. Lineage: Eukaryota; Metazoa; Arthropoda; Arachnida; Araneae; Theridiidae. Gene Ontology annotation, molecular function: protein binding. The record is from RefSeq and is a predicted model, not a curated record. Gene Ontology annotation, cellular component: cytosol; vacuolar membrane; GATOR2 complex.
ACUUUGUAUCGGGUCUAGGUUAUCGAAAGCAACAAAACAUGUCCUUAACAUUUUGAAAUUUAAAUGCAUUUUAAAUAUAAAUUAACAUUUUAAAGUUAAAUUAGAAUCAUUCAAAUGGAUUUUGAUGACUAUAGCUUGGAAGAAGACAUUAUUGAGCCAGAUUAUGAAUUCAUAACAAAGGAAGGGAAAGAAAUAGCUCCAAUGCAACCAACUAUUAUUGAUCCAGUUACCCAUUAUGUUUGUCUUGAAGGAUCGGCUAAUGCACUGGCUACUAAUAAAGAAGCUAGUCAAGUUGUGGUGGCUGGAAGAAAUGUUUUUAAAAUCUUCAAUGUGGAAGCUAAUAAGUUUGUGGAAAAGUUGAACCUUCGAAUCGGGAAGAAUGUUGAUCUAAGUUACAGCUGUGCGGAUGUUGUCUGGAAUCCAGUUGAUAAUGCUGUUCUUGCUACUGCUGCUACUAAUGGCUCUGUUGUUACUUGGAACUUGAAUUCUCUUCAGAAACAAGAUAUGAAGUUCCAAGAUCAUAAAAGGACAGUAAAUAAAGUUUGUUUUCAUACAACUGAGGCUCAACUACUUUUAAGCGGUUCACAAGAUGGCACCAUGAAGUUGUUUGAUUUGAGGAAAAAAGAAGUAUCCAGCACUUUCUAUAGUUUAUCUGAAAGUGUGAGAGAUGUCCAGUUUUGUCCUCAUCAGUAUUUUUCUUUUGCUGCUGUUCAAGAAAAUGGAUAUGUCCAGCUGUGGGAUCUUCGAAGAACCGAUAGAUUUGAACGCCAGUUUGCUGCUCACAGUGGUCCUGUGUUCACGUGUGAUUGGCAUCCAGAUGAAAAACUGUGGCUUGCUACUGCUGGUAGAGAUAAAACUAUUAAAGUUUGGGAUAUAUCUCAUAAAGAAUCUUUACAGUAUUGUAUACAGACUAUAGCUUCUGUAUCUAGAGUAAAAUGGCGUCCCAAUAAAAAGUACCAUAUCGGGAGUAGCUCAUUGGUUGUUGAUUUUACUGUUAAUGUGUGGGAUGUCAGGAGGCCUUUUGUUCCUUUGGCUUCAUUUUGCAAACAUAAAGAUGUUGUUACAGGUUUUGCAUGGCGAUCUCCUAAACUUUUGCUAACUACCAGUAAAGACUGCAAACUCUUUCAACACUCCUUCACUGACGCAGACAAGCCAGCAGACCGUGCAAACCCCGUUGGUCUUAACAUUGACCCGUGGGGUGACAUUGGAUAUGCCUUCAAUAAAAAUAACCUGAAGGAGACGACCAUAAGUGUGAAAGGAUAUCCUAAUUUUUCAGUUUCAAAAAUACUACCAUCUGGAAGAAAGUCGUCUAGUGCUCAUGAUAGAUAUAAAACAUGUUUGAGUGCAUUAGUGAUUCUUGAAGAUCAGAAGCAGCAGGUCAUGUCCAUGAAAUGGUUUGUUGAAACAGCCAAAAGGUACUUGUUGCAUGGGAAACCUUUACCUGAUUUGUGUGAACAUAAUGCAAAUGUUGCUUCGCAAUUGAAUCGACCACAUAUUUCUCAAACAUGGUUGAUUUUGAAGCUGCUUUACACUUCAGGAUCAAUGCUUUUGACUGAAUAUUCACAUGUAGCUUCUCAAGAUGACAAAGCUCUUGAGAGCUCACUAGAGAGUUCCCAAAAACCCAGAGUUAACAAUGGAGUUCCCUACCGCAGCCAUCCCAACAGCAGCAAACCGGUCAGUCGGCACGUGAGCGGAGGCAGCCAUGCCACCAUUGAAAGAGGGAUCAAUGACAAUCUCGAGGAUGAUUCCGAUUCAGGAAAUACCGAGCACGAAAACACCAUCACCUACAUAGCCAGUGAACUUACUCAGGGCGACUUCUUCUUCGGUGAUGGCGAAGCGGAAUUGUUCCGCAUGUUGGAUUAUUCCCAAUUCUCGACUCUGCCUGCGGAUGAAGACUGGACUUUACCCAGAGAAGCUUUCAAUGUCCGCCAUCGUCUGGGUGAUGGUUCACCUCCUCCUGAAGUGGCUAACAUGCCUAACUCACCCCUCUGCGCUGCGGAAGAGAUAUCUGAGAGAGAAUUUUCCAUGAAUGAAGAAGAAGAACAAAGUAUGAUGCUAGCUUUAUUCAACGCUCCUCGCUUCCCACCUUGGAAUUUCACUGAUAUAGUUGUUGAUAUGCUCCAGUUUUAUGCUGAACAGGGUGAUGUACAAAUGGCUGUCUCGGUGUUGAUUGUUCUUGGUGAGAAGUUGAAAUACAUUGUAAAAGAAAGUUUGCAGGAGCAAUGGUUUCAGUCUUAUUUAGAACUUUUAAGUCGCUUCAAGCUGUGGAAUAUUUCCAAUGAAGUAAUAGCCUUGAGUAGCUUACCAGCUAUUAACUCAUUAAACCAACAGUCCACAAUAGUCAAUUCAAUUUGUGGAAAAUGCGGCAAAUUCAUGAAUUCUGUUGGUUGGUACUGUGAUAAUUGUAAAGAAACUAACGUUUGCAGUGUGUGUCAUCAACUUGUUCGUGGAAUAUUUGUGUGGUGCCAAGGAUGCGCUCAUGGAGGACAUUUAUUACAUAUUCAAGAGUGGUUUCAAAAGAACAAGAAAUGUCCUGUUGGUUGUGGACAUUUAUGUGAAUAUACAUAAUAAAGUGCUAAAAAAAUUUUUAUGUACAUAUAUAAAUUAUAAACUAUUAUUUAUUUUGAAACAACUUUCACUGCUAUGACAAAUAUUUUGUAUACAAAUGUAAUAUUAAAUCUUUAUAAGAUGACAUAUCAAUUUUUUUAAAUUUGCUAUAAGUGCCAUUAUUUUUUUUUCUACGAUGAAAUUAAACAAUUCUCCUAAUGACGGUUUUUUGUUAAAUACUUUUUCUUCCAAUUAUACUUUAUUUUUAGAUUCAUUUUUUAAUGUGAUUAUUGAUAUUUGAAUGUGAAUGUUGUUUUAAUACUUUGUGCCUUGAUGUGAAUUAUAUUAAUUUCAUGAAAGGGCGUGUAAUUGAUCUAAAAUGGUUGCGAAAUGAAUCUGAUAAUAAUCUGAAAUCUUACUUUAGAGAAAUGGAAACAUAAUUUCUUUUAUCAAAUGAAUGUCAUGACAAAUAAUAUGAAUGUCAUAAUAAGUAUUUUCUGUAUGACAUUCGUCAUGAUGUAUGUCAAAUGUCAUUCAUAAAAUGCUUGUAUGACAAUAAAUAUUUCAUUAAGAAUUACUUAAUCUUAGUACAUAACGUUUUCGUUAUUCUUGCAUAGAAUAAUUAUUAUUCUAAUGCAAAUUAAGAAGAAUGCUGUGAUUGUCUUUUAAAAUGUAUCUUUUUUCUGAUUGAGAUUGAUAAUUUUUCUUCAAUUCACAUAUUAUUCUUAAAUUAGUUGAAAAAAGGAAUUCCAAGAAAUUAAUUGUAUGAAUAUUCAAUUAUAUAAAACUCUUCAAAUCCCUUUCUAAUAGUAAAAUCUUUGACUUCUUUGCUGUAGUUCAAAUUUAAGUUUAGUUUGCUUAACUUAAUAGUGUAUAUGGGAUGUAAUAAAACUAAUGGUCAAAGUAAUAGCUGGUAUAUAACUUGCUAAAAUAAAUGACUUUCACCAUACAAUGUGGAGUCUAAAAGCAACGGGCGAGCUGUUAGAGAUCACCUGCAUGGUGAAAAUGGAAAAGAAUCUAUAUUAUUGAAAACUUUAUUGCAAAUAAGUGACCGCCAGCUCUAAUGCUGAUUCUCACGUCAAUAUCCACUCACCUUGUAAACAAGUCUUAAAAGAUUGGUUAGAGAAAAAGCAAAGUUUCGGCAAGGCAUAGGAAGAGGCCAUGAGAUGGGCUCAUUAUGGUCAAUUUAUCAAUUAUUAAGGGAGUACUCUAAUAACAUCUUUGAGCAAGCACUUUCUUCUGUGUUGUCCUUUGCUUUCUGAGCUUGCAUUGUCAAAUCAAAGUUUCUGUUUGUUACUAAAAAUAAUUUCUUUGAAAGUUCUAUCAUUCAUUACAGUUGCAACCAUUAGUUUUGUUACGCCCAGUACAUUGUAUUAUUAAUGCAAAUUCGAGUGUCAUAAGAGAUUUUUAAGAAAUCAGUAUGUAUCAAUUAAUUAAGAGAUAACUAUGAAUAAAUCAAGAAUUUCCUCAUUGAAAACUGGAUUAACAAACUAUUCUGUUUUUUAAAAAAAUUUAUAAUUAAUAAUUUAAAUAAAAUCUGAAAUGUUUGCCUUCAGCAGAUUGGGCUUUCCUUUAUUAGCCAAAAACGAAAUUUUAUUUUAUUCAUCAAAGACGCAUUAAUUUUCUUGAAUUUUUUUUUUAAAUAUUGUUUGUUUUAUGUGAUUAGUUAAUUUGGAUGAGAAAGCAAAAUUCUUUAGCAAUUAUGUGUUGUUUUUCCUCUAUAAGCAUAAUGUUAGCUGAGAAAGGAAAAUCAAGAAAUAAGAUUUUUUUUUUUUCAUUUCUUUUUCUCAAGAACAGCUUGAUGUCCAAUUAAAUGUUCGAUUUGCUCAUGAAACUUGCUUGUAUAAAAGCUGUUAAAAAAUUGCAUUAAUAAAAAAUGUUUCUCUUAUUAAAAAUUACUUUUUGCAAUCAGAUUGCAGCUUAUCUUCCUAUUCAAAGAGAUGAAGUGUCAGAAUCUACCAGG